AUGCAGAACAUGUUCUCCAACAUCAGCUCAGCCUUCAGCUUCCCUCAAAAGCCCAACAUCCCCGUCCGGAUCCCCAACGACGACACGUCCUUCAACCCCAAAGAGUACCCUCACGUCAUCGUCUCUGCUGAGGGUAAGAUGUCGGGAAAAGUCCUCCUUGUCCACGGAGGUAACGAGACGGACGAAACGGGGUUGGGGUUGAUUUCGACGAGGGUUUGGGUUGUGAAUGAGGCGGAUAAGGAGCAGGUUGUUAUUUCUGUGAGUUUCGAUAAGGAGACUCACACUUACCAUUUGAAGACACCCAGGGAACUACGUUUCAACGCAAUCUACUACGAGACCAUGGUCCAAUAUCCCUCGACCACAACCUCAACCUCCUCCCUCUCCCUCUCCCUCCCCAACACCUCCCUCUCCGGCAGCGACCUGUCCAGCCUCGCCUUCGGAUCUAUCAAAACCGCUCUGUCCAACGGAUCCAUUGCUUUGGAAGACCUCAACGGCGAAUUCACUCACCUCCAAACGUCCAACGGCUCCGUCUCGGGUUCCUUCGACGCCGGUCAUAUCGACCUCGAUUCCACCAACGGUUCCAUCACCGCAAAGAUCUCUGUCCGCGACGCCCAGGAUGGGUCCCAGUCUCGUGUUAACACUCGAACCACUAAUGGAAGACUGGAUAUCCAUGCUCGGGCGACCCAGACGACGCGUGGAUUGUGGAUGAACAAUAGCUCGACGAAUGGAAGCGUUACUGUGGGCGCGUUGUUGAACAGGGCCGAUCGCACGUCCAUAAUUCAUUCGAUUACCAACAAUGGUAGGGUUGAGGUCGAUAUUGAUGCCAGUGUGACGGGUCAACCUUUGGAGGUCAAGCAGUCGACUUCUAAUGGCUCCAUUCGCAGCAACCUCAUGAUCCCUGUCGAUCAGCCCUUCCGGGGUCACAUCCAGUCCACCAACGGCUCCAUCGAAACCAACCUCACGGAAGCGUUCCAGGGCACAUUCGACCUGUCAACCUCAAACUCAAGUGCAACCGUCGAGGGCACAAACUUGACUCUGACAAAGAACAACAAGUCAGCCAAGCAGGGUUUCCGCGGCACAGAGGAUCCCAGCUAUAUCAAGCUCUCCUCCUCCAACUCGAGCGUCGCCUUGCGCUUCUACCCUGCCGGCGAGUCCUUGGCCGCCAAGGAGGGUUAA
Molecule: messenger RNA, 1176 nt
Organism: Linnemannia hyalina
Lineage: Eukaryota; Fungi; Mortierellomycota; Mortierellomycetes; Mortierellales; Mortierellaceae
Source: the annotation of a GenBank genome assembly